CGCCUCUCUCCGGUACGCCGGUCCGGAUGUCGAGAUCGUGCACCUAAAGGGCCAGACAUGUGCCGACCAGGGACGCCUAUUGACCGCCAGUGUUGCCUCUCCUUCCCCUCCUCCUACUUUGCACGGCUUUCGCGUCUCCCACUCUUCUUCGCGCCCUCGCCCCCUUCCUCUUGUCACAUUCCCUCUCCGCCUGGCGCAAUCCCGAGCAUGUCCGAGCCCAACACCGGCGAGCCCUGCUCGAAGCCGCCUGCCGCCCUGUCCGACAUCUCGGGCUUCGAUGUGGACGACUUGCUCCUUGGCGCCCUGGCCUCGGCCAACAUCCAAUCUUCAACCGUCGAGGAAGAGCCCCCGGUUGACACCGCUCCCAAGGAGGCCGCCCCUCCAGUCACCCUUGAGGACGCCAUCCGUCAGUCGGCCAAGGAGCACUCCCAGGCUCAUGAUGCUCUUCCGACCAUGGCUGACUUGCAUAUGGACGACAUGUUCGCCAGCUUCUCGGACACCAUCGGCUCAUCGAUGACCAACUUCCUGGAGGCCAUGAUGGUUCAGAUUGUUUCGCGGGAAGUGCUUUACGAGCCGAUUCUCAUGCUCGAGAACAACUAUCCCAUCUGGCUCGCGGCCAACCGGCACACCCUGUCGCCGGAAGAGCAGAGCGUGUGCGACCAGCACAUCGUCAUCCUGCGGAAGAUUCUCCUCACAUAUAACCCGGCCUUCCAGGCGACCUUGGCCCCGGGCGAAUCGCCGGACGCCUGCCCCAAGCCGGACCCGGACAUUCCGGCCAGCUGCGGCGACCCGGAAGCCCCCUUGACCUCGGUGCAGAAGACCAAGCUGCUGCAGUACAUCCAAGACAUCCAAGCGGUCGGAGCCAUCCCGGUGGGCUUCCUCAAUGAGGUGAUGAGCGAUUCGGACCGCGCGGAAAUCGGUGCCAUCUUUGCCGGCGCCAGCGGUCCGACCCCAGCAGCCCUGGAAGAGCUCCUGGCGGCUGAGGGUCCUGGGGGGAAUCCCGGGGCCCGGGGCCCUGCGGCCAAGAGCACCGCCAGUGAGGGCCCCGGCCCGGAUGGGGCAGCCCUGCUGGACCCGCUGCUGGGGGACAUCAACAAGCUGCAGUCCCUGCUCGAGGAUCUGAGCAAGGACGCGGGUCCCGAGCAGCCUGGCGGGCCGAAUGACUGUGCGGUCAUGUAGGCCGCCUCUCCGGUCCUCAGGUUCGAACAGUCAUGCGCCCCGGAGGCAAGAGACAUAGUGUGGGACAGGCAAGAAGAGCCUCAUGGGCGCCAAGCCUUUGGGCCUCGCUCUCUCUCUCUCUCUCUC
Molecule: messenger RNA, 1305 nt
Organism: Fonticula alba
Lineage: Eukaryota; Rotosphaerida; Fonticulaceae
Exons: 4
Coding region: 58-1179 (373 amino acids)
Biological process (GO): protein import into peroxisome membrane
Cellular component (GO): peroxisomal membrane; peroxisome
Source: RefSeq, a predicted model, not a curated record